GCCGGGGCUGAUGGAUGCCAGGGAGUGCCGCAUUGCUUAGCGUCCCCGCCUCCGGGUUUGCUGGUAGGAGCCCGCCGCUCUUCUCUCUUGCUUUGGGGUUUUGUAGAAAAGACGCUCUCUCCCCGCCCUGGAGCUCAGCGCUGAAGAGCCACCUUAUUAUUAAUCAGAAUUCCCAUCGUUAUCCCUGGCAGGCGUAUCCUUCAGUAGGGACCGCAGAAGCAUCACAGAGCUGGGGCUGACAUGUGCGUGGGGGUUGUUUUUGUUGCAUCUUGGAAGAGAAGAGGACAGCAUCAAGAUCACUGCCAACCGUGCUGGGUGGGCUUAGGGGUGUUUUGUUAGGGUUGAGGAAGGACAAGGAGUGUUGGGCCCGCCAGAGGUCCACAGCUCCUUAAAGGAAAGGGAAGAGGGAACCAAAGUGAGGUGUUGUUUUUAGGCGGUGGGAAAAGAAGUUCAUACUCCCACAAAAGAGCUGCCGAGAGGCAGGAGCAACAGGGUACUGGUCUGGACGCCAAGACAAACAAUUUCCUGUACAGAAGAGGAAGCAGGCAGCAGGGAGGUCUGGAGGCCAGAGUGUGGUGGUGGCAAGGGCCAGGUCUGUUGUGGGACAGUCAGCAGGAGGAAGGGAAGGUUCAGGAACAAGCGGGACGAUGACUCAUUUACAAGCUGGUCUCUCUCCUGAGACCCUGGAGAAAGCUCGCCUGGAGCUGAACGAGAACCCAGACACAUUGCACCAGGACAUCCAGGAGGUGAGGGAUAUGGUCAUCACCAGGCCGGACAUUGGCUUUCUGCGCACAGAUGAUGCCUUCAUCUUACGCUUCUUGCGGGCCAGGAAGUUUCAUCACUUUGAAGCUUUCCGCCUUCUGGCCCAGUACUUUGAGUACCGGCAGCAGAACCUGGACAUGUUCAAAAGCUUCAAGGCCACUGACCCUGGAAUCAAGCAGGCACUGAAAGAUGGCUUCCCUGGGGGCCUGGCCAAUCUGGACCACUAUGGCAGGAAGAUUCUAGUCCUUUUUGCAGCCAACUGGGAUCAGAGCAGGUACACACUGGUGGAUAUUUUGCGUGCCAUCUUACUUUCUUUAGAAGCUAUGAUUGAAGAUCCUGAGCUUCAAGUGAAUGGAUUUGUUUUGAUCAUAGACUGGAGUAACUUCACCUUCAAGCAAGCCUCCAAACUUACACCAAGCAUGCUGCGACUGGCUAUUGAAGGCCUUCAGGAUAGUUUCCCAGCACGAUUUGGAGGAAUUCAUUUUGUCAAUCAGCCAUGGUAUAUCCAUGCCCUGUAUACCGUGAUCCGGCCUUUCCUAAAGGAGAAGACUCGGAAAAGGAUAUUUUUGCAUGGUAACAACCUGAACAGUCUACACCAACUAAUUCAUCCUGAGAUCCUGCCUUCUGAGUUUGGAGGAAUGCUGCCCCCUUAUGAUAUGGGAACAUGGGCAAGAACACUGCUAGAUCACGAGUACGAUGAUGACAGUGAAUACAAUGUGGACUCCUACAGUAUGCCUGUAAAAGAGGUGGAAAAGGAACUCUCUCCCAAGUCCAUGAAGAGAUCCCAGUCAGUAGUGGAUCCUACAGUACUAAAACGCAUGGAUAAAAAUGAAGAAGAAAACAUGCAACCUUUGCUCUCUCUGGACUGAUAAAUUCUCUACACUCUCCAUGGAUUAGAAAUGGAAGGUACUUGUUUUCAGCAACAGGGACAGCACUGUGGAAGAAUGACCAGCUGGAAACUUAUUUAUUCAUGUUAAUGUAGCAUAAUAUAUAAUAAGGCAUUGGGCUUUCCCAUUUGCCUGAACCAUGGGUGCCCUGGUCUGGAGUUAAAGAAAAAAGUCAAUAAUUUAUUCUGUAAGUGCCAAGUUCUUUGUAAAUAUAAUGUAAUCUUCAUGUCAAGUUUGUAAACUUUGGUAGUAACUUAAAUUGGAAAAGAUUGGCUCAUGAGACCAUACCAGUGAUAUGAAUUAUAACAAAAACCAGAAAAGACACAUACGCAAUGGAAGCUAAUUAAAUGUAGCCCUGUUUCCUAUGAAGCCAUAUUUCAGCUAUCAUAGUGAUUGUUUCAUUGUUUUUAUCUGAAAUUGUCAUAUUCCAAUGUACUUUUAAUGGACACAGGUAACUAGAUGAUUCUAGGAAAUUAGUAUGAUAAGUGUAUUUCCUGUCUAGUGAUUUUCAUUUCACACAAAAUGUGUCUUAGUGACUAUCACUGGCCUUGAAUUUUGGAGACAAGGAAUGGCAGAGGAGCUGGUAAACUAAACACUUGAACUCUUCCAUGUUGUUUAAUUCCUGGAGUCUUGUGAAAAGAUAUGUUCCCCAUAUUAAGAUGUCGAAUUCUGAAAGAGUGGAUUUUUUUUAAACUGCUGUCUUCACAAUGUGUCUUUUAUUUAAGACCCCAUUGUAUCAUUUCUCAGCCUUUUGGCUAAGAUCAAAUGUAGUAUUUAAGACCCCAUUGUAUCCCUGUCUAAUGUACUUUAAGAACAUUUCCCCCCACAAAACUCUUUGACCAAGAGAAAGAGAACUCAUAUGUGGAUAGUGUUUUGACAGCUAAUUUUGGGCAUAAAAGUUGCCAUGUACGAAUAAGGGGCUAAUUUCUAAUUCUUGUGCACUGGUUGGAAACAUAAACAUAUAUAUUCACAUGCACAUAUAUAUUUUUAUUGAGCUCUAAUAAAUUCUUGAUGUGACAGGCUUAUAAAAUAAAUCAUAAAUAUUCAAUGGUCUUAGAGAUGUUAUAAAUGAUUAUGUGAGAUACUAACUCUGGAAAACUACUUCUGCUAAAGUUAAUGAAAAUGAUGUUUAGUGAAAUAGACUUUCAGUGAACCUGUUUAAGGGAAUUCCAGUUUAAUUUGUAAUGCAAUCUUGAAUCUGUGCCAUUUUAGUGAAAAAAAAAUUUCCUUUAAAAAACAACAGGUCUCAACGUAACAUAGGUUUUAGGUGACCAAGAGUAAUACAAUUUUUCUCAAAAAUCCAAGUAAUUAUCUUAAUGACUCUGUAAGUACAGAUUUUCUUUUCAGAAAAGACUGAAGGAACAUAUUGCAUCCAUAAGACAUAAUGAAAGCUUCUGAGGGCAUCUGAAAUAGCAUAUUAUAAUUCAAAUCUAGAUGUGGAAUCCUUAUGUUAUUUAGUUUUUAUUUCAUAGAAAUUGUACAAUUAUAGCACAUUUUUAAAAUCUUACUUUAAAUUUCAAAUCCCAGUGUGAAAAAGCAAGAUUUUUACCACCUCUUCAGAGUGACAAUUUUUGAGAUCGAAAAUUUACCACUAAAAUAUUCUUUUGAAAGAAACAUAUCUCAAGGAGCUCUUGGAAACCAACAGAAAUAAAGGCAUGUAGCAGCUUUUAUAUAUUUUUGGCCAAAAGCUUCAAAAAUUCCAGUGACAAUUCUAUAGCCAAAAGGCUUAAAAUCAAGAUCAGGACACCAAUCUGCAGUCUCACUGAUGGCCUAUCUAACAUUUGUAAAAAUACAUAAUCUAUACAUAAAUAAUAUGAUUGAAAUACACCUUAGAAAUGCCAACCUCAAGGAAGUGCAGAAGAAUAACAACUGUCAGGUACUCUGCCCUGCCCAUAAAUAUGAUAGAGAUUAGAAUGACCUGGGGAUAAAAAGCCACAGCAACUCUUAUCUUUGUUAGAACCCUACCCAUGAGAUUCUUACGUUUUUGCCUACCUGAUGUACAUUUUAUAGUCUUGGACUUCAUAUACUACAGAAGCAAGUGUUAGGCAAUAGGAUGCAUUAGGAUAAAAGAGAAACAAAGUACAGAAGGAUUGUCAACUUUUCAGUCUCAUGUGUUUCUCUUGAAAUACACUAUUUAUUGGCAUUUUUUAGGAUUCUACCGGCUUCAGAUGUCAACCAGUAUAGCCAGCUUCUUUCCCCUCUCAGAAGGCUAGUGUCAUAUAUAAAAAUAACCAGAAAGGCAUAUUUUAUGUGUAUACAUACCUAUCUAAGUAUGAUUCCCACUAUCUCCCUUGCCCAACAUCUGGAAACUUCAUUUCCCAUUGCUGUGUGUCUGUUCUUCUUCAAAUGAGCAAUUCAGAGUUGGCUGCAUUGUGUAAAAUAUUUUUAAAUGAAUGAAAAAAUUACAACAAUGAUGCCUUUUGAAAUUGCUUUAUCUAGUUCAAUCUGUGAGUAGACUCGUUUUCCAGGAAUGUUUUUGGAGCUGCUUGGUCAAGGGAUAUUUGGUCAACUCUAUAAAUUUUCCCUUCAGCACCAGCUAACUUGCACCAUUUAGGGAUGCUUUUCCCUGAUGCGAUAUUCUGUGUUAUAUCUAUUGUCACAUAACUUCGUAAAUAAGCACCCCCAUAUUCUUUCAAUUUAAUUGUGAUAGUCCUCUCUCUCUCUCUCUGUCUCGCUCUCUCUCUCUGUCUCACACACACCCACAUACAUACACACAACACACACACACACACACACACACACACACACACAGCUGUUUGCCCUCAUGGAUUUGCCUAUUUUGAGAUCUAUGCUUUACUUUUGUAGCCGUCGUUAUUGAAAAUAGUAGACCUCAAAGAAUUACCACAUUUCAUUUGGAAUAGGCCAGUUGUUCAUACUUCUCUCACCCUGCCUGUUCUGCCAGCUAGUUCUUAUAUCCUUUCUUCCUCCCAUUGUUUCAGGGGCGGCUGCUUCCAAAGCUAGUUUAAAAAUAAAUAACUUUCAUUUUAUUGUCAGUGAUAUUUAUACACAUUUUUGCCUGAUAUUUUUAAAGGAAGAGAUUAUCGUGAAAAUACACUCUAAGAAAUAUGAAGAAGUGCCUCUUUAAAAAUGAGAUAAAGCAGUGAUACUAGAAUAUGGAUUCUAUUUAUAUUCUCUUUGGAAAAGUAAAUACAUGCAUCUAUGUCAUAAGGGUGAAAUAUAAAUGUCAUUUGAAGAAAGAUAUCGAGGCCUUGCUUUGAACAUUCCCAUAGAGUAUAAGUCUUUAUUGUGUAAGUUCAAUACUGUAACUUGAACACGUUAUUGACAAGUCUGGCAUUAUGCUAAAACAAUAUACAAGUAUUUGUUCAAGGAAGUUUUUGAAGUGGGCAUGCAUGAUUUCUUUUAUUUUGGUAAUAGUUUGCUUAGUGUAGGCAGACAUUGCUUGAGUCUUUUCACAGAAAAAUGCUUGUUUAUUUUACCAUACUGAAAUUCAUACAUUCAUAAGCAGGAAAGCCAAGCAGCUAGGUUCUCUCUAAUAUUGUUAACUAGGUCACAUUGUUAAAGUAAACAUUUGAAGUUUCUGUACUAUUCCCGAGGGAGCAGAGGUCCCUCUAAUGCAUCAAGAAAAUGGAGCAUUGUUUUAGACCUCGGGGAACAUGUUUAUCACUCACAAAAAGAAACCCUUAGAGCCAUGGCAGAGUGUAUCUUCAGAAACAGAUUUCCUUUCCUUCUACAAACAACCUAAAGGUUUAUGGAUGUGUCUGUGACCCCUUAGAGAAAUUAUAUGAAGACAACCUGCUGAGAAGCUAUGUAUUCUGUGGUUGUAUCUAAAUGUCUAACUGAUCUGGUUAGUUAAUAACUUUUUUGAUUCUUAUUUUGUGUGUAUUUAUUAAUGAUUACUUGAAAAGCUACCAUCAGCCAUCAGGACAUUUUAGAGUGAUUUUCAACACACAAAAUAAAAGGAGCAAAGGUCUGGCAUGAUAUUUGAACUUUCAGAUAUAGUAUUUACAUUUUUACAUCAAUAAGCUCAUAGGCAUAUAUUCCUUUUUAAGUAUGCUAUAUAGAUAUAUAGCCUAAAAAAUAGUGGUGCAUUUUAAAUUUAUGAUACCAUUAGAUCAUUUAAGAAUCAGCAAGUUACAUAAAAUGUAUUGGCACAAAAGUACAAGAUUGGCUAAAUAUCCAGGAUGUGUAAUUAUCUUCAGUAGUAAAAAGGAUUUGUUUUUUUGUGUUCAUUUUAGUUGAAAGAAAACUGAUUUCAAUGUGCAAUUGGAAUUAUUUAACACUAUUUGCUAGUUGAAAGGGGGCAAAUAAGUAAGACUACAAAAGGAGACUUGACUUUGAAACAUUAUUGUAUCUUGAUCUUAGUGGCUUAAAGAAUGUAAGUUUUCACAAGUUCAAGUUUUUAUUUUGUAAACAUCCAUAGGUUAACCCCACACAUGGAGAUACUAUUAUGGAGUCUAUUCUGUGAUAAGUGUGGGAAUUUAUUCCUUUGCAUUGUGGGAAAAAAUAUAAAGUAGCAAUUCUGUGGAUUGAAACAGCCAAAUUUUACUGUUUUUCAAAGGUGGAGGGUGCAAAUGAUACUUUUUAAAUUAAGAAAAAAACCAAAUAUGCAUAGAUUUAAAUACAAUGAAUGCACUUUUCUAGUAGAUAGUGGACAUGUUACAAUUCAGAAGGUGUUGGUCAGUAUUUGGCUUAGUUUCAAGUUUCAAUGCAAAUAUUUGUAUCUUUAAUGAUAUCAAUUCAUUUAUUCUGUCAAAAUUAUUUUUGUGGUGAAUGAGAGAGACCUCAGUGAAAAUUGAAAUAAAUGUUAAUAGAACUUUCAAGAGUUCAUCAAUCCCCAACUAUUUUGAAAAAUUGCAAUGGACUAUAAAUGGUUUACAUAUAAUAGAGUUUCAAGCAUUGUCUUAUUUCUAAUCUAGUUUUCAGCUUUCAGACUUAUUUAGAAGAUAAAUAAAAUUUCAAAACCACAUACUUUUUUUCCCCAAACUGUCCAGAAAGAAAACAAAACAAGAUGUCUAAGAGGUAAUUUAUAAAAGUCCUACAUAAGAAUACAAGCACACUGUUUACUAUUUGGUUUAAAUACCUAUGACCUUUUGAGGGAGUGAUUUAUUCCAAUACAACAUUAUAAAUGGUAUAAUACAAUUUUUGAAUAAAUACAUUUCUGCUUUAAAAAAUAAUUUUGCAUAUGGUGAAUGUUGAAUUUGGUAGUAUUGGAUCUGUUGCACCUGUGAAAUGUAAAUUUCUAAAAUAUCAUCUAAAAAUGGACAAUAACUUUCUUUUUAGAGAAAUUUUAGUUAGCUGUUUAGGUUAGGAUAUCUGAGAUCUUCUGACAUUUACAUGAUUGGAGCUUAAAGGAGAAAACAUAUUUCAUUUAAUCAAAACGUCAUUUUUAGUAUUCUGUAAGUUUUAGACAAGAUUUCAAAGGAUAGUUUGAAUGAAGAAGUGAAUUAACUUUUAAGUUGCAUAUAGCAAUGCGGAUGACCAUUAAAUAGCUGAUAUUUUCACUUUUGACGUAAAGUUAUGAGAUUAGACAUACAUUCAAAAUUAUAAAGAAGCAUUGAUUUAAAUAAAUUCUAUUAAACAUAACUCCAUUUCAAACUAUAAAAUAAAACUAUUCAGCCUGACUUGGAAAAAAUGCUUAAUAAAUACACAUUUGUGUCUUCUGUGAGUUUCCCUCAUUUAACUUACCUAUAGAUGAAAAGUUGAGGGAAAGAGACAUUUAGCUAGAACCCUCUGUAAUAGACUUUAUGACUUUCUCUGGCUCAGAUGCAGAUGAUUUUCCUGUACACAGCUUUUGAGAUUAUUAAGGAUCAUUAUUGCUGCCUCUUUGUAAAGCCAUGUCAGGAAGGGGCCAUGUUUCUAGCAGCAACUGAAGAAGCAUCACAAGUGGGAAUGAAUUCAGGACAACCAAAGAAUGCAAGAAAAACCAGAGAUAUGGAAUUCUUUCCGCACUAAAAAGUACAUUAAAGUGUAUUAAAGUGUACAUACAGAAAACGUUUCCAAAAUGUCAAGGGUUUCUGAUAUCAAGGCUUAAAUACUUGGCCAAUAAAAGAGUCCAUGGGGACAUGAUGGUCAAGGCUCUGAUGUGUAGUCUGUCUUUACGCAGCAACAACAUCAAAAACCCUUGUCUCUGAAUAUCACUUCUCUCUAAAAAUAAAAAUGAGUAUGCUCUCUUCUGCCCCCUUUUUUUUCUAACUGGAAUCAUAAAAGUAUCAGAAACCAUAAACACUUUGCUAUGUUUUAAGAAAAAAUGUGCCAUUAUACACAUAAAAACAUAAAUCAGUCAGUUGUAUAGGAUUGGGUAUUUGCCUACUGAUUUGUAAAUGCUUAAGUAAAUGUUUUUCAAAAAUAUAUAAGAUUUUCAUGAUAGAAAAUUAUGAAAUGUUUUUUGGAUCUUCGAUCCACAGAGAAGACCAGUAAUAUUCUUUCUUUUGAAUUAAUUUAUCUAAACGUUUUUAUUUGGAUGUCUAAUGUACAUGUCACGUUUAACAUUUACAAAAAAACAAACUUCUCUUCUCUCACUCUGAGCCUGCUUCCCCUUUGGCUUUCCCACCUCCCCAAGUGUCAACUCAACCUUCUGGGUUCCAGGACUCAAAACUUUCCAAUCAUCCUCUCUUCCCUGUCUCUGUCUCGAAAUCACACCCAAUCAGCUCACUAACACUGUGGGCUCUCCUUCAAAAUGUAAUAUCCAUGCUGACCACUUCUCUAACCAGGACAUCACUACCCUGUCCCAAGACUUCAACAUUUUCCACCUGGAAUAUUUUAAUCUGAAAACUGGUCUCUUUGCUUCUGCCCUUGGCGCCUAGAGUGGAUUUAUAACACAUUAGCGAGAGUGAGCUCAGAUCAUUUCACUUUCUCAAAACCCGCAAGACUAAAAACCAAUGUCCUUAUGAUGGAGAAUGAGGAGAGUUGGUAAGAAGUUUGUAAGCACCAGAAGACCAGAAUAGCAGAUUUUCUGGUUGGGUUGCAUCUUGUCACCUGUGUAAUGCAAAAGUAAUUGUUAAAUACUUUAAUUUCUUGCUUCUAAAGUUCUACGCAAUAUACCCUCUCACCCAUGACUUUGGCUUUUCUAGAGAUUUCUUAAGAAUAUUUCUUCUACUCUUUAUACUCUGGCCAUUGUCAUCCUUGCUGUGCCAAGACUUUGCUAAGCAUUCCUCCAGCUCAGAACCUUUGCCCUUCUGUUCUUUCUGCCUCUCCCCCAACUCCCCAAAAUCCAUGUGGCUUAUCCCCUCAUUUCCUUCAUCUUUGCUCAAAAGUCACCUUCUUAGAACUCUCUAAAUUUCCCUAUUUAAGAUUAUAUGGCCCUAUGGUUCUUCAUACUUCCUUUUUCUGGUCUAUUGCUUCCCCAUAGCUUUAUCACCUUCUAAUACAUCAAAUGGCUUAUUUAUUUUGUUUAUUUUACAUCUUUUUCUAACAGAAUAUGAACUCCACACAAGCAGGGGUUUUUGCCUGUCCUUUCAUUACUGGUGCCUUGAAUAGUGCCUGGACUUAGCAGCAAAUCCAAAAAGACUGCAUGAAGAUCUUAAUUUGUUUCAGCAUGCUAUGUUAUGCUUUUAAGGAGAGUUUUUUUUCUAUUUAUUUAUUUAUUUAUUUAUUUAUUUAUUUAUUUAUUUUUGAGAGAGAGAGAGACAGAGAGAGAAUUUCAAGCAGGUUCCAUGCCAAUUCAGGGCUCGAACUCACGAACCAUGAGAUCAUGACCUGAGCUGAAAUCAUGAGUUGGGCACUUAACCAACUGAGCCAUCCACGCACCCGAAGGAAAAGUUUUUUUUUUUUCUUAAUAAGAAACCUCUUUUUGUUAUUCAUCUUCAAAGGGGGAAUUUUUCCCUCUCUGAUGAUGAUGGAAACAUGAACCAAUAAUUAAAUUCCCCUCUCCCUCAGAUCUGGUCUCUACCCCAGAACUUCAGUUUUACAUGACUGUUUGAGCUUUGUCUUUGGAAGUUACUCUAAGAUCAUUUGAUUCUUGACCUAUAAUAUGCAUAGCUUACACUCAGUUUUGGAAAGACUACAAGAUAGCUCAGAUGAAAAGUCAUUUUGAGGUCAAAACCAUAGUAAAUUGUUCUUUGUUGAUUAUCUUAGUUCCAAUUUAAAAUUUGCAAGUUAAAAGAUCAUAACUCUUCCAAUAUUGGAAACUAGAUUAAGAGAAAACACCAAGAUAGUUAGUUUAACUGGAAAGGAGAAAGAGGAGAAGAGAAGGGGGAAAAGAAAUUAUGAUCACUCCUUCUCUGAAACAAUUACAAGAUAAAUGAAGUUUUAUGGUGUUUCUAAAUAAUCUUUUCAUGAUCUUAGAAAUAGGUAUUAUAACUAUUUAGUCUGGCAACACUUUAACAGAAGUCAUAUCAGUCGGGUUUUAUAUUUGAUACCUUUUGUAUAUUUUUUAAUUUGGAAAUUUUAGUUCUGACACCACAUGACAGGAAUUGUUCAUAUAUUCUAACUGGUUUACUCCCUUCUCCUCUGUACAAUUGCAGCUAUCAUUUUCUGAAAUUCAUAAUCACAUUUGUUACCCCUAACUAUCCCCAAACUUUGUAUCCCUACAAUUUGGACUGACUUCGGCAUAAUCUAGUAACUAAAUAUCUUCAAUACUGGUUCUUGGUGUGAUAGGUUUCUGAUUUUUAUCCUUUGCAGUUUAUCUUCUCUUUCUCACCAAACCUAUGUUAUUCCCUUUACUCCACUGCACUGUGUGCCUUUCUCUACAUUGUAAUAAUUCAAGCCUCCAGUUUUACAAUCUGCUACCAGGUCUUCUCUUAACAAGACACUGAGAAUAAGUAUGGUGUUGAAUGUGAAAUUGAAGAAGGAACUAUAAUGUGAAAAAUGAGAAUAGAUGUUUGAAAAUGUUUCGGAAGACAACCAGUCUUUCAGUGGCUUUGUAAUAGGCAUGAUGUAGCAUAUAGGUAAUCAGUGUAGAUCAUAUUUCUUGCUGAUUACCCAAAUAUAUGACAGGGUUAAUGAGGAAUGUGGAAAACCUUCUAUAGAGAAGAGACUAAAUGGCCUGUGCUUGGGAAAAGGCAGAAUUCUCUUGUGUGAAUUCUCUGGACAGUGGGAGGUAUUUGCCUCUGUGACAUCCUUUUUUGCCAGUUUCCAAGAAUGUGUUUAGCAUUACAUCAGAAAUAAAGGGUUCAAGUUCAAGUAUACACAGUGUGUGGAAGAUGCUGUUGUUCAUAUCAUCUUAUACUGAAUUUUGUUGUUUUUUUAAUGUGUCAUUUUUAUGAUUGAAUCCUAGGAAUAUAUUGAUUGGUAAAUUUUAUUAAUUCUAUCUGCUUUCAAAUGGAUUUAGAAAUUUUACAGUUCCUCUAUUAUAUUCUUAAAACCAUAGUAUUAAUGUUUCACUUCAUGUCAAGGUUAUUUCAUGUCCCUUUGGAUCUCUGAAGAUGAAUGAAGUUCUGCUAAAUAAAAUGUCACUAAAUGAAAUUUCAGAUUCAGAAAUGUGAAUGUGUAUAUAUUUCUUUCAAUCUUUUUAUCAUAAACUAAACUCCUGUAAAUUUAGAAAACCUAUCAUAUUAAAUAGCUAUGAAUAAAUUUGUUAUUAAAAUAUGGAGAUAUGGCAUUGAUGUUAGCAUAUGGGAACAUAUAAUGCUUUCAAAUGGAUUUUAAACAUGUGUGGGCAUAUUUUAAUGUUAUUUUGAAUUUAUUGUUGACUCGAUCCAAUAUCUUUGAUAAAAUUUGAUAUAAACUCCAAAUCACUGUAAAGUCA
Molecule: messenger RNA, 11295 nt
Organism: Neofelis nebulosa (Clouded leopard)
Lineage: Eukaryota; Metazoa; Chordata; Mammalia; Carnivora; Felidae
Gene: CLVS2
Product: clavesin 2
Exons: 6
Coding region: 648-1631 (327 amino acids)
Cellular component (GO): membrane
Molecular function (GO): phosphatidylinositol bisphosphate binding
Source: RefSeq, a predicted model, not a curated record